This is a messenger RNA of Polyodon spathula (Mississippi paddlefish), 1646 nucleotides long. RefSeq names its product putative ribosome-binding factor A, mitochondrial. The record is from RefSeq and is a predicted model, not a curated record. Gene Ontology annotation, biological process: rRNA processing. Bases 85 to 1182 code for a protein of 365 amino acids. The transcript is spliced from 7 exons. NCBI's taxonomy places the organism in Eukaryota, Metazoa, Chordata, Actinopteri, Acipenseriformes, Polyodontidae.
CGUGCUAGACAUUACAAGUGGCUGAAUAACAUGUUUUAAGAUCUGUGUACCUGUCAAUUCAGACGAUAGUAAGGAGGUGACACAAUGUUUGCAUCAAAGGUCUGGUUUAGAGUAUGUACAUAUUUAGUAGCUCCGAAAUGCGGUAGCAGUACAGUGGCUAAGAAGCUGAUCGCCGAACACCCAAGGGAAUCUAAUUAUCAGGUUCUGAGGAAUUACUUAAAAACUGAAAAUAGUUUGAAUAAACUUCAGUUUAACAAUGUCCAGAAAAUCAACCUUCACACGUCCUGCAUUCAGUGUGGAAACAAAAAAUUGUUUAAAAAGUUUGCCUCAAAAACAAAAAAGAAGUUUUGGUACGAAAGCCCAACCCUUGGAUCUAAACUGAUGUGCAAACCGUCCAGUUUGGAGACCGUUUUGAAGCGCACAUCAUCACCACAGAAAGGCAGCAGAGAAGACAGCAUCCGUAUGAGAACUCUGAACACCAUUCUGUACAAGGCAAUCGCAGACCUGAUGAGCACUUAUGAAGUUAGUCCGCAACUUUUUGACCUCGGAGUUGAAAUUUCAAAGGUUUCUCUGCCGUUGGAUUUCUCCUCCUGCCGUGUGUACUGGAAGAUAAGUGGGAAGUCUGAGAGAGAUGAUUUAAUUCAGCAAGUUCUGGAAAAGAGUGCCCCUCGCAUAAGAUAUCUUCUCAUCACUCGCCAAGUUCUUGGAAGUGUCCCCCCUGUAACGUUUAUUAAAGACAAACAAUAUGCAGCAAUAUCAGAGGUUGAAAAACUGUUAGAGGCUGCUGACUUUGGGCCAGAAGAGAGCACAGGGGAUUCUAUGUCACUCGUGAAUGAUCAGAGAGAAACUUCAACCUCAUCAAACCUGUUUGGAAUCAACCAUGAAACACUGAACAGACAAAUCAUGGAGCACAAGAAGAGAUCCACAGAAAAGCUCACAGAGCCUGUAGACUCCAGCUUAACAGAGCAGCAGCAAGAGCUGCUGGCAGAGAUGAGGAAAAAGAAGACCAUAAAGAAAAAAAAAGCAAAGUACAACUUUGAUGAUGAUAUCACCCCUGAGACGUACCUGCUGGAGAAAUACAAUCAAGAAAAGUAUAGUGAAGAGAGGGACCAGCUAGAGGACCAGCUAGGAGAAUCAGAGGUUAAAGAAAUGAUGGCACAGGAAGACCAACAAACCAGAUAGUGCUUGAUCUGUACAAUGCAUGGACAUUUUCAAGCUGCUUUCUUCAUUAAACAAUGUAUGUAGCUAGAGCUAUAUAUCAUUAUUGGUAUUCACAGGUUCCAUGUACUUGCUGUCAUUUCACAACAAAAUAUUUUCCUAAAUCUUACCUGCUCUACACUUGAAUUUACUAUAUUGGUCUCAAAUGGGCAGUUUUGAAAUAAACACGCCAUAGCAAACAUGUGUUUUCAUUUUAAAACAGGACAUUGGCUACUACUCCGGAUAUAAGAAAGCUUGGUCAGUUCGCUUGCCUAGCCUGUCAGAGAUCUGUUACCCAUGCAAUUCAUAAUUCAAUUCACCUCAGUAGUGUCUUCAUGGUCAAGUCAUCUUACUGGCUGGGAGCAUGUCAGUCAGUAGGGGAAUCAGCUGGUUGGUUACUGACAGGAGACCCGUAAGGGGUGGGGACAGAUUUCACUCCUGACCAAGAC